Aspergillus mulundensis is the source of this 762-nucleotide messenger RNA. RefSeq lists its product as uncharacterized. Lineage: Eukaryota; Fungi; Ascomycota; Eurotiomycetes; Eurotiales; Aspergillaceae. The record is from RefSeq and is a predicted model, not a curated record. The coding region runs from base 1 to 762 and encodes 253 amino acids. The transcript has a single exon.
AUGGAAGAGAUAGGUCCGGCCGCCGACGAGCGCAGACGGAUAGCCCGGGAAGAGAUCCAGCGGCGACGAAGUGUACUGGAAGAGCGUCGGAGGAAGAGAUCGAACGAUUCGCUCGGAACGUUUGAUACACUUGUAGACGAUAAUGGCCAUCUUUUGGACCUCCAGGAUCAAGGUAACUCGGUGGCGAACUCGACGGGCGUGGAUCUUGGCGCCUCACAGCCAACUUAUCGAGGCAACCAGCCAGACACUCCGGCCGCAGAAUCUACAGUGCUGCAUGAGGCUGGGCCGGCACCUGAGCAAGAAAAGCUGCAACUUUCCAUUCCAACUCCACGGAGCCGUGCCUCGUCCGUUGCCGGUGCUGACUUUACUCCUGUUUCCGAAGUAUCAGAGUUCAUGGCCUCGGCUGUGUCUCGACAAUCAAGCCAUGCCGAGCGACCACGAUCAUCUGCAUCUAGCCAUACAGAGGGUGCCUUCUCCGAAGUGAUCUACGCCCACCCCGACUCUGUGGCCAGUGGACAUGUCGAGGAUGCUCGGUCUUCGUUUUCAGACUUGGAAGGCCUGCGGUUCACCCAGAGCCGUCCAGCGACGCCACCGACACCCUCUACAGCUGACAACUUCAGUCAUAUCGCAGUGGAUGCUUCGUCAGAUGAUGGGAUACUUAGCGAAUUCGAGGGCUCGGUAGGCAGAGUGAUAACUCCAGCGAGCUGGUCAGAAGUUGGAAGCGAUGUUAGCAGCGAUGAGUACCGCCAUCGCGGCUUCUGA